Molecule: messenger RNA, 1131 nt
Organism: Ostertagia ostertagi
Lineage: Eukaryota; Metazoa; Nematoda; Chromadorea; Rhabditida; Trichostrongylidae
Source: the annotation of a GenBank genome assembly
AUGCCACAUUUUCUUUUUUCAGCACCAUCAAAGAUUGGCGACACAUGUCAAAGGGACUGCAAACCUCCUCUUCUGUGUCGGGACGGGAGAUGCGAAUGUUGGGGCGGAAGUAUCGUGGAUGGGGAAUGCGUAGUGCCAUGCCCGACUGGUCAACAACUCUACGGCGUCGAGUGUACGCGAGUGGCUCAUUAUGGACAAAUGUGCGAGAAGGACAGCCAAUGUGUCGAUCCAUUCAACGCUUGCGUCGGAGGCACCUGUCAGUGCGCUCCUGGAACAACAAGAGAUGUAAUGAGAGGCUUCUGUUAUGCUGUCUGUCCCGAUGGAAUGCAUCCGCGGCAGACGUGCCGUCGAUUGUUUGUGAACGACGUUGACAUGCUCGAAAAUGCGGCGAACACCGACAGUUGUCCACUCGGUUACCGUUGUGUGACCUACGGCAGUCCAUAUGUAGGACACUGCUGUCGAUUGCGGUGCCCAUAUGGGGAGCCUGAUCUGAGGAGAACCCAAUUGCGACGGCGCGCCGACACGAGGUUACCACGCGAGCUUGAGUCGUAUCCGCCUUUGGUCCGCCGCAAUCGGGAUAUCCUGCGCCUUAAUCGUUCUCCUCCUUCAAAAUCAUCGUUGAAUAUUUUUCCAGCCAGUCCUGUGACGCCGGAGCACCGCCUGAAUCCAAAUGCCGACCACUCACCCACUUUUGCUAUUCGAUCAGCGAGCCAGGGCGGAUGGAAGUCAUCGCUGUGCUGCCCUAGGCCCUGUCGUGAUCCGACUCCACUGUAUAUCAACGGUCAGUGCCUAUCCAUAGCUCAUCGUGACGACCCGUGCCAAAUUGAUCAACAGUUCAACGAUGACCGCUUCCCGACAUGCGAGAAGAGCUGCAACCAGUUAGAGGAGAUCGCCUCUACCGAUCGUUGCCUUCCAAAGGCUCAACUUGGUCACCGAUGUCUGUCUAAGAAACAGUGUCCGGGAUUUGCCGACUGUAGAUUUGGAACGUGUCAGUGCUUGUGCGGAUAUAAGCAAGUUCGAGACAAUAUCCUCGGCACCCGUUGCACGAAUCCCGACGAUCCGCUCAGUUUGAAUACAAUUCUCACAGGCGUCGAACAGCUGUUCGGCAAUAAACGUUCCAAUCGAAAUUAG